AUGGAGGUCAUCCAACCGCCGCCCGUGCUCACGGAUGGUGUGAUAACCCUCCGUCCCCAGCAACCCUCCGACACCCAGCGCAUCUACGAGCGGUCGAUCGACCCCCUUGCGGUCAAAUACACCACCAUCCCCAGCCCAUACACCAUCCAAGACGCCAAAGACUUUGUCGCCCUCACCAACUCGCCGACAUGGACACAGAUGUGCUGGGCAAUCGAGGUCGACGGCCAGUUUGCCGGCGGGAUCGACUGGCGUCCGUACCCGGGCUCGAGGGGCAUGCAGGGAGACGUGGGGUUCGCCAUGCACCCGGACGCGCGCGGGAAGGGAUACCUCUCUCGCGCACUCACGCUGAUGCUGGGCCUCCUGGACGACGCUGGCGUCCGUACAGUGCGGUGGCACGCGCUGAUGGGCAACGUCGGCAGCCUCAAGGUCGUGUGGCGCGCUGGGUGGCCCGUGGCCACUUGCGUACCGGGCCUGGACGUGCAGCGCGGUGUGCUGAAGGACUGCUGGAUUGCGACGCGGAAAAGGGGAGAGACACAGACGAUGGGGUGGGACGAAUACCUUGCAGCCUCGAUGCCACGAGCUGGCUGGGCCGGUGUCGAACGUGACGAUUGGGCCGAGGCGAUCGACACGACUCGAAAAUGA
Apiotrichum porosum is the source of this 642-nucleotide messenger RNA. RefSeq lists its product as uncharacterized. The coding region runs from base 1 to 642 and encodes 213 amino acids. Lineage: Eukaryota; Fungi; Basidiomycota; Tremellomycetes; Trichosporonales; Trichosporonaceae. Gene Ontology annotation, molecular function: protein N-terminal-serine acetyltransferase activity; protein-N-terminal-alanine acetyltransferase activity. The transcript has a single exon. Gene Ontology annotation, cellular component: cytoplasm. The record is from RefSeq and is a predicted model, not a curated record.